Messenger RNA from Aspergillus caelatus, 677 nucleotides. RefSeq lists its product as uncharacterized. The record is from RefSeq and is a predicted model, not a curated record. Bases 39 to 503 code for a protein of 154 amino acids. The transcript has a single exon. Lineage: Eukaryota; Fungi; Ascomycota; Eurotiomycetes; Eurotiales; Aspergillaceae.
AAAAAGAUUUCGAUCCCACUUAGUGGCUAAAAGAUCACAUGAUUGGGGCUUGUUCAAGGCCCACUACGACUUCGCGUGCAAUCCAUGUCAACACUGAAUCCUUCUUUAGCAUGGGUGACGACUUCUGCAGCGCAAGGGAUCGGUGCCACUGGGAUCCCCAAUUGGAAGCUUGCCGGCGUGUCUGUACGGCUUGGAUGCACGAACGGGUGAGAAAACGUGUUGGAUUUAGUCGUUCUGCAGCUUACUCGGCGUUCCCCUUUUUGGGGUGCGGAAAUACAACUCCUAGGCCGUUAGAUGGAGCCACUGCUCCAUCGCGUGGUUUGGACUGUGACGGCCAGGUUGCCGCUAUCAUCGCUUCUCCAAUAACCCUGACUGCCCCAUCGUCAUGUACUAUCCCUGGUCAUAUUGAAGAGAUGGGGUUUUAUAACGUUAGCAGCUUCAGCGGUUUCUGUCAGUUAUCGUCACCGACUUUCUCAGAUCUUUCGCUGCGCUUCCAUCAAUAACACUUCGGGAAUCCCUUUUCUACGCUAGCUCACGAAUCAGCAAAAGCCGGCAGACCAUGUCGGCUACUCCCUCAACGCCUGGUGAACCGGGUAUACUCCAACAACAACAACCGGCCCCCACCCAGCAAUUAAACCGAUCCUGUGAAUCGUGUCGAGGUCUGAAGGUCCGCUGCC